Messenger RNA from Acanthosepion pharaonis, 1056 nucleotides. NCBI's taxonomy places the organism in Eukaryota, Metazoa, Mollusca, Cephalopoda, Sepiida, Sepiidae. The record is from the annotation of a GenBank genome assembly.
AUGCUGAUUAAUCUAUCUAUCUAUCUAUCUAUCUAUCUAUCUAUCUAUCUAUCUAUCUAUCUAUCUAUCUCUUCUCUCUCUUGUUAUCUCUUUCACACACACAGCGCUCCCUCUCCAACUCCUGCUACCACUUCUUAUUCUACUUUAUUAACUUCUCUCUCUCUCUCUCACUCUCUCUCUCACUCUCUCUCUCUCUCUCUCUCUCUUUUCCACCUCUUUUUCUUACUUGUAAGCAUUUUUCGUUUUUAUAGCUUAACUCUCAUCAUCUCUCGUCCUCCAUCUUAUUCUUUGUCCACGUUCGUUCUUUUUCAUCCUACGCUUGCUGGACGCCUUUUCUCGUUGAGUUGUCACUUUUGCCAAUCUGUCGAAAUACUUAUGCCGUCAAGGAAGCUGUUUUCUUUUCGCCCAUUGACCAUUGGUGUUGGUGAAUAUCAAAAGGCUUUCAUGUCUCUCUUUAUUGAAAUCAACAUGUUUUUUCUUCCCUUACUUUUUACUCUUUGCCGUUUCUUCUUCUUCUUCUUCUUCUUCUUCUUCUUCUUCUUCUUCUUCUUCUUCUUCUUCUUCUUCUUCAUUUCUACUACUAAUGCUGCUGCUGAUGCUUCUUUCUUUCAUUCUUUCUUUCAGUCUUUCUUUCUUUCUUUCUGUCUUUCUUUCUGUCUUUCUUUGAAAAUUCCAUCAAAGUUCAUCAUUGACCGAAUACUCAUACACUAUAAUAGGCAGAAUGUUGAUAUUCUUGCUCAAAGGACCUCCUUUCUUUCUUUCUUUCUUUCUUUCUUUCUUUCUUUCUUUCUUUCUUUCUUCAUAUUCUUCAUUUCCCGUGCUUUCGUUCUUUCUUUCUCUUUAUGCAACAUUUUUACCUCACCGUGUCCAAAUCCAGAUGCAAUUUUAUGCGAAUUCAACAACCCUCUCUCUCUCUCUCUCUCUCUCUCUCUCUCUCUCUCUCUCUCUCUCUCUCUCUCUUUGGAAUUUUUCACGAUUAAGAGAACUUUCGGUCGCUUCUAUGAUGGAAGGAUUUACAGAUCAUCGGAUGAGUUCUUAAGUGACUGCGAAGAUUAG